AUGUCGGAAAAAACACCCCAUGAAGUCGACGAUGUCGGGGAGAAGACACACCAUGAAGUCAACCAUGUCGGGGACAACAGCGGCCGUCGCAAGUCCGUUGCUAUGAACAUUGUCGAAAACCCGCUGAAGCGGCACUCCGCCGAACAGACCGUCGAGAAUGCUCGUGUCUUUGCGGAGACCCACGGGAUGAGUGAGCAUGCCGCAUUGUUCGGUCGAGCCGCCCUCGUUGCCCGCGACCCAGACAGGUUCGACUCGGUCUCAGAGCUCGACGAGGCGGAGCGCACGGCGCUUGCUUAUGAGAAAGCCCACAAAUGGCACGGCCCAAAGAUGCUGUGGUACUCGAUCGGCCUUUGCGCGGUCGGAGCUGCUACUCAGGGAUGGGACCAGACUGGCUCCAACGGCGCCAACUUGUCUUUCCCUGAGGAGUUUGGGAUCCACGGGAAGGGCCGGGACGAGUGGAUUGUGGGUGUGAUCAACGCCAUCAUCUUCCUGACGGCGGGUCUCAUCGGUGCUUUCAUUGUCGACCCUCUAAACCACUACUUUGGCCGUCGAGGCGAGAUCUUCAUCACUGCUGCCUGUCUGACCGCCACUCCAAUUGGAUCCGGAUUCGCGAAAUCAUGGCAAGGACUAUUCGCUGCGCGGUUUGUCAUGGGCAUUGGCAUUGGUGCCAAGAACGCCACUGUUCCGAUAUACUCUGCAGAGAUGGCCCCGGCUCGCGUCCGUGGAGCUCUUGUCAUGUUCUGGCAGCUCUGGGUCGUAGCAGGCAUAUUUUUGGGAUUCUGCGCCAACGUUAUCGUCAAGGACACCGGUGCUAUCGCGUGGCGCCUGCAACUCGGAUCCGCCUUUAUUCCAUCUUUGAUCCUCGGGAUUGGAAUUUUCUUCUGCCCCGAAUCCCCUCGCUGGCUUAUGAAGCAUGGUAGGCACGCUGAGGCAUUCAAAUCAAUGUUGCGACUCAGAGCCCAUCCGAUCAUCGCCGCCAGGGACUUCUACUACUCCUAUGUCAUCUAUGAGGAGGAAUUAAAGGAGGCUGCCGGCUCUACCUAUUUCUCCCGUCUUUGGGACUGCUUUGCAGUGCCUAGGAUCAGGCGAGCCAACUACGGCGCAUCAACUGUCAUGUUAGCUCAGCAGAUGUGUGGCAUAAACAUCAUCUCAUUUUACAGCUCGACGAUCUUUCAGGACGUCGGCUACUCUGCAACACAGGCUUUAUAUGCGUCUCUGGGCUACGGCGCCAUACAAGUUGUUUUCACGAUUCCUACACUCUUCUUGAUUGACACUAAAGGACGACGUACCUUAACCUUGAUCACUUUCCCUCUCAUGUGUAUAUUCUUAUUGGCCGCAGGCCUGUCUCUCUUAAAGACUACAGGCAGUAGAGGGGAACAGUUGGGACCUGUUGUUCUAUUCAUUUAUCUGUUCACCAUCUGCUACUCCCUUGGUGAGGGUCCUGUAGCUUUUCAGUAUUCUGCCGAAGUUUUCCCGACCAUCCAGCGAGAGCAGGGUAUGGCAUGGGCUGUGUGCAUCAACAACACCUUUGCCGGAAUUUUGAGUCUCACGUUUCCUCGAAUGAAAACAGUGAUGACACCAACAGGUGCCUUUGGCUUCUAUGCCGGUCUAAAUCUGAUCGCCUGGUUCAUGAUUUUCUGCUUUGUCAGAGAGACCAAGCAGCUUACUCUGGAGGAAAUAGACCAGGUCUUUUCGGUCCCCACAAAGGACUUCAUCUCGUAUGAGCUCACCAUUUGGCUUCCAUACUUCAUCAAGCGACACAUAUUCCGCCAAAAGAUCGCCAAGCCUCCGGCGAUUAUCGAGAAAGAAGCCAAGGUUGAGUCUAUCUUGGAGGCAUAG
Diaporthe citri is the source of this 1839-nucleotide messenger RNA. RefSeq lists its product as uncharacterized. Gene Ontology annotation, biological process: transmembrane transport. Gene Ontology annotation, molecular function: myo-inositol:proton symporter activity. Bases 1 to 1839 code for a protein of 612 amino acids. The transcript is spliced from 9 exons. Lineage: Eukaryota; Fungi; Ascomycota; Sordariomycetes; Diaporthales; Diaporthaceae. The record is from RefSeq and is a predicted model, not a curated record. Gene Ontology annotation, cellular component: membrane.